GUUUGUUUACAUCUCUAGGAUAUCUUAUUAAAAAAACAAGAAAGACAUUAAAAUAGGGAUUCCCAUCCUUAAUUUAGUAAAUGUCAUGUAGAUGAUCUAAAAUGUGUGAACAGUUGAUGAAAUUAUUGUUUAUAACCAUGGGGUUCCAGUUCUUCAUGAACCCGCUUGUCGGUGCCAUUCCGCUAAGCAAUUCUGUGCUUUAUAAAGAUUCAGAUCCUAUUGUUCAAAUGAAUGUUGCCAACUUCCAAUCAACUAUUGUUGCCACCAGCAAUGCUUGGUUAGUUGAAUUUUAUAGUAGUUGGUGCGGACAUUGUAUAGAUUUUGCCCCUGCAUUUAUCCAGCUUGCCAAUGAUGUAAAAGGCUGGGAGAAGGUGAUUACUGUGGGAGCAGUAGACUGCGCCAAGGAUGAAAAUAUUCCUUUAUGCAGAGAUUAUGAAAUUAUGGGCUAUCCAACCCUCAAAUUCUUCCCUGCCUUUACUGACAUCACUCAACUGGGUGUCAUAAGAACAGGUGGUAAAAAAGUAGAUGCCAUUCGUAUCAGCAUGAUUGACUACAUUGAACAACAAUUUAUGGAAAAAAAAGCUCCUCCUCAUUGGCCACUACUAGGCCCACUCCAGAACGAAACGAUCGACGAUUUAUGGAGUCACUACAACAAUAAUGAAAUUAUUCUUCUCUUUGAAGCGGCGAACAAUACCAAAUACUGGUCAAGGGAAGCAAUCAUGGAUGCUCAUCAGCAUGCUCCACAUUAUCCGCCCAUUCGCCGAGUGAAUGCGAUGCGUCAAGAUUUGAUCACGAAGUACAACGUCCGAAGCUUACCAGCUUUUGUUUUUCUGGAACGUACGGGUAAAUCUGAAGUCUACCAAGUCCAGCCUGACCGAGAAUACAUGAAGAAGAUUAUGCAGAAAUUUUUUUAUUCUGAGAAUGAAGGGUCCGUUGUUAUUCCCAAGUCAGCCCAUACCACUCGGGAACCGCAUGUCGUACAUGAAGAUGUAAAAGCUGCCAAAGACUUAGUUUAUAUGGCUGAUUUAGAAGGGGCGCUGCUGUACGCAUUUGGACAUGAAGUCAGUAUUCAUAAGCUAAUUGCUGGCAAAGAGCUUAUUGCACUUAAAAAGCUUGUCGACGUACUUGAUCGGUAUUUUCCUGGUCGUGCUGCAAUGAAAGAAACUAUCCACACCCUUGGACGAAACCUGGAAAAAUAUAAGAAACAAAUUCGCGGAGAAGAAUUUGCCGAAUUAUGGCGCAAUGCACUUAAUGGUAGAGAAACAAAUCAAGAAUGGGUCGGAUGUCGAGGAAGCCGACCGAAUUUUCGAGGAUAUCCAUGCGGUUUAUGGACCACAUUUCAUACUCUGACUGUCAGCUAUGCGUUGAAGCAUCCAGAUAAUUCUGAAGUUAACCCGGCUCUUGUACUGCAAGCGAUGAAGGGUUUCAUCAAAUACUUUUUUGGAUGUGCCCAUUGUUCUAAUCAUUUCAUCGACAUGGCCGAGGAUGAACUAAAUUCAAUUGAAUCAGUAAAAUCACCGAGGCAAGCUGUUCUUUGGUUGUGGGCGGCCCAUAACAAGGUUAACCGAAGAAUCGCCAGCGAUGCCAGUGAAGACCCAAAAGCACCCAAAAUUCAAUUUCCUGCAUCCCAAAACUGCCCUGGAUGUCGAGUAGACGGUGUCGAGAGGGAAGAGGCUGUCUAUGACUACCUGGUCAAGCUCUAUAGUUCCGAAAACAUCAGUUCUACUGGCCUACUUGUACAAAUAUCUCCCGCAAGGUCGGGUAGCUCUAGGAUCCAAUCUAUCCCUUUGGGCACCCUAACAUUCACCAGUUACGACAUAAGCCUUUGCGCCGCAAUUUAUCUGGUCUCUUCGCUUAUAUUAAUGUUUGUUCUUUGCCGCAUCCUGGUCAAAAAGCGUCGCAAUGUUCGUAAACAGGUUUACGAUGUUUGCGGCAAGCUCAUGUGAGUAUUCUUCGUAGAAGUUUGAUAUCCUGACAAAUGCUAUUGUCAAUUUUAUUGAAAGUGGUAAUCAAUACAAUGCGUGCCCGUGAUUAAGUAUAUGAUAGCUAAAUCAAACCAUUUCCAUAUUUGUUGCUCCAUUGAAUGUUUGAGCUCCGUAUAUGGGCAAGUUUAUGUAAUGUCAUUUUUGGGCUUCCUGAAGUGUAUUGUGUAUUUUUUCUUCAACAUCGUAUAUUUUAUCAUAAGUACAUUUUUCACAGUGCAUAACUGAAUAUAACCAGCGAUAAAUAA
This is a messenger RNA of Daphnia carinata, 2230 nucleotides long. RefSeq names its product sulfhydryl oxidase 1-like. The record is from RefSeq and is a predicted model, not a curated record. Gene Ontology annotation, molecular function: protein disulfide isomerase activity; flavin-dependent sulfhydryl oxidase activity. NCBI's taxonomy places the organism in Eukaryota, Metazoa, Arthropoda, Branchiopoda, Diplostraca, Daphniidae. The transcript is spliced from 5 exons. Gene Ontology annotation, cellular component: Golgi membrane. Gene Ontology annotation, biological process: protein folding. Bases 102 to 1946 code for a protein of 614 amino acids.